Scatophagus argus is the source of this 2382-nucleotide messenger RNA. RefSeq names its product proprotein convertase subtilisin/kexin type 1 inhibitor, like (gene pcsk1nl). Gene Ontology annotation, biological process: negative regulation of endopeptidase activity. Gene Ontology annotation, molecular function: endopeptidase inhibitor activity. The transcript has 5 exons. The record is from RefSeq and is a predicted model, not a curated record. The coding region runs from base 250 to 1296 and encodes 348 amino acids. Lineage: Eukaryota; Metazoa; Chordata; Actinopteri; Scatophagidae.
UUUGUGCUCUCUCCUUCCUUGUGUCCUUGUUCUUCUACUCUCUCCUCAGCCGCUGUGGCUCCUCCCUUCUCUCCUCCGUCCUUUCUCACUCCUCCUUGUCUUCUUCUCCAUCCAUUUCAUCCAUCCUAACCUCCCUCCCCCGACUUGUUAUUGCAUUUCCUCCUCCCUCCCUCCUCCCUCUGUCACCAGAGGAGUCGGUGUGUGUUGGUGUGUGUUGGUGUGUGUUGGUGUGUGUGUUCAGUCAGUAGCAUGGCGUCUCUCAGCCUCCUGCUGCUCAGCACCGCUCUGCUCCACUCAGCCCAGUCUUUACCUGCAGCUUGGGGCGGGGGGCGUGGCUUGGAUGUAUCUGUGGGUGGAGCUGGACGUCAGCGCAGAGACCUUCAUAACCUGCUGCCUUUUGAGGACCAGGUGAUGUCAUAUCCUGCCACUCAGAGAGGGGGUGGAGUCAAUGAUCUGUACUACCAAUCAGAUGACUGGAAGGGGCGGGGCUUGGACCAGGCCUUGCAACGAUUGGUGGAGAGGGACCAGAGGCGGGAGCAAGAAGAGGAGCAGCGAGCAGCCUACCUGGCCGCUCUGCUCCGCCUACUGAGCGAUGCAGAAAGUGCAGGAUUGGUCGACCCAGGUGAUGUGGAAGUUGUAGAAGAAGAGGAAGAGGAUGAGGAAGAUGAUCAGGGGUCACCAGGGGACUUCCAGGGCCCAGCCCCCCCAGACUACGAUGAGACAGGGCAUGGGCUGAACAUGGGGAGGCCUCCGGCUGCCUGGUGGGGCCUGCUGGAGCCCCAGCUGGCUCAGACCCUGCUGGACAGGAUGGAGCCUCAGGUGGCUCAGACUCUGCUGGAGAGGGCAAGACAGGAGAGACUUCAGCAGGCUGGGCGACUUUCAUCAGGAAUGGACAGAAACCAGGAUGCUCUGAGACGUCUGGUUUCCAGGUUGCUGUCCAGCAUCAGUCCUAACAACACCCCCGUGAUGUCCUCGUCUCGCCGAAUAAGGAGAAACCUGUCUGUCCCACCUUUUAGCUCCGCCCACAGGAGGUCCCGUCGUUCCCUGGAAGACAUGGAUCCUUCGUUGCCUAGCGACAACCCUGCUCUGCUCAGAGUGAAAAGGCUGGAGGAGGAGGAGGAUGAAGAGCAGGAGAAGCAUCUUCCCCAUUCUGUUGGGCUGCAGAGGAUGAAACGCAUCGAUACCGCUGCCAUGGAAGAACAGAAUCAUGGGAGCCGUAGGCGUCGGAGGAGAGCCGUGCUGAACUACGACCCCCAAAUACUGAUCGAUCAGAUUGUGGAAUACAUGAGGGAGUAAGAGGAGAAGAGGACAGAAGGAGGAAGAGAGGAGGGAGGAUGAAGAUGGAAGAGGAAAUGUGAAGAUGCUGUGGACGGACAGAUGAAGAGGAGGUGUUCUUUGUUGUUGUCUUUCAGGGUUUUUAUUUCCUGUAUUGUUCAGUUUUUGCUGCUUUUGGUGAAAAUCUAUCUGAUCAGCUGAUUGUUGCUAAGAUGACAAGAAACAAUGAAGUGAUGAAAUGACAUAAGAAUUUGGUACUAAUUAUGGGAUCAUCUUCACUAAAAUGUUUUGCCUUAAUUGAACAAAUUACUUAUCACAAAUGAAAGCCUCUUUAGAUCAAUAUCUCACCUUCAUCAGAUCUAUGAGCAUUAAGAAUGAAUAUUUAAAUGACAAGUCAACAUGUGCUACACAAAAGAUAAUAUUCAUUCUUACCUUUGAGGUUUUAACUGAACUUUUCAAAGAAAUUCCUUUGGGGAAUCAAUUAAUAAAAUUAAAACAACAAAAAUCUUAAAAAUCUCUCUAAUUCAACUGUAAUUAGUGUCACACCCCGUGUUUAUCCAGUUUGGUCAAUGAAGAGGCUUUAAACACUCUUCAAAUCCAAAAAUUACCAGAGAAAAUUUAUGAAUUCGUCCAUCAGUUCUAAAUGAUUCACCUUUAACUUUACCCAGCAGGUCUGAAGCUCUCUGAUUGGUUGUUGACCCUGACAUCAGUGUGAAUGUGUUUCUUUAAAGGACAGACAAAUGAUGGACCCUGAUGGUAACCGUGGUGACAGAACAUCAGCUCUGUGAUUGGCUCGCUCCUGUUGUGUUCGUGUACUUCUGCUUGUGUGCAGCAGCUCUGUCGUCUGUCUGUGGUGAAACAAAAAGCUUUUAUUUAUCUCACUCUCUGAAUUAAAGUCGGUGUCCACCACUAAAGUCUCUGGGCUGUUUUCUUCUACUGCACAACUAAACUUUUAUUAACAUGAAAAUCAGCACACAAUUGUUUUAAUUCUGUAGACUUUCCAUUCCUGGUCAGCAAUUGUCAAAUCUUUUUAUUGGUGACCAGUCCAGGGUGAACCCCGCCUCUCGCCCGCAGUCAGCUGGGAUUGGCUCCAGCGCCCCCGCGGCC